AAAGAAUUCCUUCUACACUAGUCUCAUUUGUCUUCGUUUUUUUCUCCUCUUUCCUUGUUUUUUUUUUUUUUUUUGUUUCUUUCUUGAACUCAGACAAGCACAAAGAUCGAAUUUUUUUAUAUAUUACACUACGUGUUUGGCUUUAAAGUUUGUUCCUCUUCCCUAUCUCUCACUCCAAGAGAUCUGUUUUCUUUUUUGCUUUCUCUCUUCUCUUCCAGUGAGAGAGUGAGAUAAAAUGAAGAAACUUUUGUUGGUAGGGAUAAUUGUGGCAGGGCUGACUCUGGUAACUCAAGCAAACGAGUAUCUAGAUUUCAAUGUGACAGAAAUAGAUCGCAUUGAGGAAUUAGAGUUUGGAUUCUCCAAAUAUAGCUCCAAUUUGAACCCUUUAUUAGUUGGUCUCACCCUUAUCAGAGGAGCUGAUUCUGGAGCUGUUUGUUUGGAUGGAACAUUGCCUGGAUAUCACUUGCACCGUGGACAUGGAUCUGGAGCUAAUAGCUGGCUCAUUCAGUUGGAGGGAGGAGGAUGGUGCAACAACGUCAGGACCUGUGUAUACCGGAAGAAGACUCGACGUGGAUCCUCUAACUAUAUGGAGAAACAGCUUCAGUUUACAGGAAUAUUGAGUGAUAAAGCUCAAGAGAAUCCCGACUUCUUCAACUGGAAUAGAGUGAAGCUUCGUUACUGUGAUGGCGCUUCUUUCAGUGGAGAUGGUCAGAAUAAGGCUGCACAGCUUCAGUUUAGAGGAGAGCGUAUCUGGAGAGCCGCCAUAGAUGACUUGAAGGCGAAAGGAAUGAGAUAUGCCAACCAGGCACUUUUGUCUGGAUGCUCUGCUGGUGGUUUAGCAGCAAUUCUACGAUGCGAUGAGUUUAGGAACUUAUUCCCUAGAUCCACCAAAGUCAAGUGCUUAAGUGAUGCAGGCUUGUUCUUGGACACAGCUGAUGUUUCUGGUGGCCGCACAAUCAGGAACUUGUACAAUGGUGUAGUAGAAUUUCAGAGUGUAAAGAACAACCUGCCUCGUAUCUGCACAAACCAUCUCGAUCCAACCUCGUGUUUCUUCCCACAAAAUCUGAUAGGUCAGAUGAAAACUCCACUCUUUAUUGUCAACGCAGCAUAUGAUACAUGGCAGAUUCAAAGCAGUAUAGCUCCAACAUCAGCGGAUCCUAGUGGAUUUUGGCAUGACUGUAGACUAAACCAUGAAAAAUGUACCCCUGCACAAAUGCGCUUCUUGCAAGGAUUCAGGGAUCAGAUGCUGAGUGUAGUGAGGGGAUUCUCAAUGUCUAGACAGAAUGGAUUAUUCAUCAAUUCCUGUUUCGCUCACUGCCAAACCGAGAGGCAAGAUACUUGGUUCGCCGAUGAUUCUCCUGUCAUCAAGAAAAAGGCGGUAGCAAUAGCCGUGGGAGAUUGGUAUUUCGACAGAGCGGAAGUGAAGUUAGUUGAUUGCCCAUACCCUUGUGACAAGAGCUGUCACAACUUGGUGUUUAGAUGAUUGAUUGACUGCUGUUCUUUAUUCUUAUAUACCUUAGAAAAGAAGCUUCUUUCAAAUGGAGAGGCCUACAUGCAUUCUUGAUAUUACCAAUGCCUCAUUUGAUAAAUGUAUGAUUGAUUUUGCUGCUCUGGAAAACCAUUAAUAAAACCCAAAACAAAGUUUGCUCAUAAGAGUUUAAAUGUGAUC
Messenger RNA from Eutrema salsugineum, 1669 nucleotides. Its product is annotated as pectin acetylesterase 12. The record is from RefSeq and is a predicted model, not a curated record. Gene Ontology annotation, cellular component: plant-type cell wall. Gene Ontology annotation, biological process: cell wall organization. Gene Ontology annotation, molecular function: pectin acetylesterase activity. Lineage: Eukaryota; Viridiplantae; Streptophyta; Magnoliopsida; Brassicales; Brassicaceae. The coding region runs from base 236 to 1483 and encodes 415 amino acids. The transcript is spliced from 12 exons.